Molecule: messenger RNA, 978 nt
Organism: Plasmopara halstedii
Lineage: Eukaryota; Oomycota; Peronosporomycetes; Peronosporales; Peronosporaceae
Exons: 1
Coding region: 1-978 (325 amino acids)
Source: RefSeq, a predicted model, not a curated record
AUGGGAAAGAAGACGAACUGGACGACAACAGAAGACCAGACCCUGUGCCGUGUCUGGCUGACCGCUGGUGAUCUGCAGCUACAGGGAGGUGAUCAAAAGGCAUCCAAUUUUUGGAAUGUUGUGCGCAAACUCUUUCACCAAGAGAUGGAAGCAAGUGUGGAGCGCCCUCUUAAUGGGCUAAAAGUCCGCUGGACGCGCAUUAACAAGGAUUCACAGAAAUUUGCGGGUAUCUAUAACGAGAUCCAUAGCAUGCAAUGUAAGAUGGAAAAGAAGGAUAUCGGGGAAUCGUGUGACGCUACGAUAGCUUCGCUGAUGGAACAGCAAUGGAUUGACGAGGCAAAAGAUGCAUUUUACCGCUACUAUAAUGUUAAGUUUACAUUUGAGGGCUGUUGGAAGCAAUUACGCUACUCCUCGAAGUGGCUCCAGAUGUUCGCAAGCUCUAUACAUCAUCCCACGCUUUUGAUCAAUUCACUGACAGCGUCGACAAUGAAAGAGGGGACAGCACAAGGACCGUCCUCGUCCAGCAGCGAGGAGGAGGCCGACGCAAAUGAUGAUAACGUCACCAUUACGCCUGCAGCUCCCAACUCUGCUACUAUAUCAGCUUUACCGUCUUGCUCCAAUAGUGCGUCUAUAUCUUCGGCAGGUGCUGCGGUCGCGGUCGCUGCAAUAAGCCAGGCUUCAUCACACUCGAGCGCAUUUGCCAUUCCUCUCAGUCAUAAACAUCGAGCUGAUUUGUCGUCCGAUUUAUGUACCAGCCAGCAAUUGCAAGGACUGACUGUAUCAUUGUUGGAAGAGCUCAAGCGGCAGAAUGACUUAAUUGAAGACCAGAACGCUAUUGCAUUGCUUAAAGUCGACAGCGAGUUGUUGCUGGACGCAGACGCUCAACACUCUUACCAAUCGCUUCGAGCUCGUUAUUUUAAGAAAUCGCGCACACAUCAUACCUACGAUAACAAUGCGCGAACCAACACAUUAGUCUAA